UUGGCUCACAUCAUUCGAUGUUUUUUUGCUGUUGUUUUGUUUGGUCGUUGUUAAAAGCCAUUUAUUUUUUUUCCUAUAGUUUUUUUUAAUUAAAUUAAAUUAAAUUAAAAACAAAAUGUUUCGAUCUAUGAUUACAGCUAAAUCAUUAUUACAAAAUGGACAAUUUCAAACAACCAUAAAACGUACAUUAAAAUGUUCAUCAAUUAAUAAUGUAAAAGUUGGUUUUAUCGGUAUCGGUAAUAUGGGUUCAAAUAUGUGUGCAAAUUUACAGAAAAAUGGUCAUGAAUUAAUACUGUAUGAUCCAAAUCCGAAUGCCAUAAAAGAUUUGAUUGCUGGUGGUAAUGCACGAUCAGUAUCAAGUCCGGCUGAAGUUGCACAACAAUCUGAACGUGUUUUUACAAUGGUACCAUUUCCAACCGAUGUAUUAAAUGUUUAUACUGGUCCUAAUGGUCUUAUUGCAAAUGCACGAAAAGAAACAAUACUUAUUGAUUCAAGUACAGUUGAUCCGGAAACAUCGAAAAAAAUUGAAACCGAAGCAUCAGCCAAAGGUAUAAGAUUUGUUGAUGCACCUGUAACUGGUGCUGUACCGGCUGCACGUGCCGGAACAUUAACAUUUAUUGUUGGUGGCCCAAAAGAAACUGUUGAUGAAUUACGUGAAUUAUUACUUUGUAUGGGUAAAAAUGUUAUUCAUUGUGGUACAACCGGUAUGGGAUCAGUUGCAAAAUUAUGUAAUAAUAUGAUGUUAGCAAUCAGUAUGAUUGGUACGGCUGAAACAUUAAAUCUAGCCAGACGAUCAGGUUUGGAUCCAAAAUUAAUGACCGAUAUUUUGAAUAUAAGUUCAGGACGAACAUGGGUAUCUGAAGGUUAUAAUCCGGUACCUGGUGUUGGAUCAUCAACAACACCAUCCAGUAAUGAUUAUGAUAAAGGAUUUCGUAGUUCAUUAUUGGCAAAAGAUUUAAAUCUUGCACAAUUAAUUUCUGUACAAUCACAAUCACCAACACCAAUGGGUUCAACAGCAUCACAAUAUUAUCGUAUAUUGGUUAAUAAUGAAAAAUAUGCUGAUAAAGAUUUCAGUGCUAUUUAUGAAUUUUUAAAAGGUCAAAAAAAUUGAAAAGUUGUUGAACAAACACACUUUAAAAAUUUUAAAACUCUCCGCUUCCAUAUCAAAAAAUCCAUUUUAAAUUUUUU
Dermatophagoides pteronyssinus (European house dust mite) is the source of this 1188-nucleotide messenger RNA. Its product is annotated as 3-hydroxyisobutyrate dehydrogenase, mitochondrial. Gene Ontology annotation, biological process: L-valine catabolic process. Lineage: Eukaryota; Metazoa; Arthropoda; Arachnida; Sarcoptiformes; Pyroglyphidae. Gene Ontology annotation, molecular function: NAD binding; 3-hydroxyisobutyrate dehydrogenase activity; NADP binding. The record is from RefSeq and is a predicted model, not a curated record. Gene Ontology annotation, cellular component: mitochondrion.